This is a messenger RNA of Melitaea cinxia (Glanville fritillary), 1076 nucleotides long. RefSeq names its product INO80 complex subunit B. Gene Ontology annotation, biological process: chromatin remodeling. The record is from RefSeq and is a predicted model, not a curated record. The transcript has 3 exons. NCBI's taxonomy places the organism in Eukaryota, Metazoa, Arthropoda, Insecta, Lepidoptera, Nymphalidae. The coding region runs from base 118 to 1062 and encodes 314 amino acids. Gene Ontology annotation, cellular component: Ino80 complex.
UACAUUUUUAUUUUAUUUAAUAACAAUAAAGUUAGGAAAUAAUGUCAUUGAUUUUUAGUUUUAAAACUAAUAUUUUUGUUGCUAUUAUUCUUAAGACCAGAUUUAUAAGUAAAAAAGAUGGUACGGAGACAACGCGAUCAGAGUACAUCUGAUGAUGAAAUAGUCAUCGAUUCUUCGCCACACAAGAAACACAAACGUCACAAACACAAAAAGCACAAGAAACGAAAGUUCGACAACGAGUAUGAUAGCGAGAGUUCCAUUGAUGUCGCUUACGAGGAUGGUAUAGAUAAGUCAUACAAAAUGAAGUCGAAAAAAGACACGGCAAGUACGUCUGCGGCCGAUCUCUUAAAGGCACAAACUGUAAAAUCAUCUUCAGAUUCACGGAAGUCAAUGCCAGGAUCAUCAUCUAGUACUCCACCAAAAGUUUCAAAGAAAAAAAGAACAAAAGGUCGUGACAGUGGAACCUCAAGUGAAGAAGAGCGUUGGCUUGAUGCAAUUAAGUCUGGGAAACUCGAAGAGGUUGAUGAGGAAUUAAAAAAAAUAAAGCCUAAAGAUCCAAAAAUGAUGACUGCAAGGCAGAGAGCUAUGUACGAGAGAGGUACAGACAAAGAAACGAGUCCUGGAGGAGAGGUAUUACUUUCACUACCAUCAGGUUAUAAAGAAAAAGUUAUGACAGCUGAAGCUAUACAAAAAGCUGCAUUAAAAUCACAAAAAAGAAAACAACUUGCUGAUGAAAAGAGAGAAAAAGAUAAAAAGAAAACAAUGGAUCGCCUUCUGAAGAAGCAAGAAUCGAAAAAUCUUAAAAAUGCUCAAAAAGGGAGACCAGUCAGAAAAUCUGAACCUAUGAUAGUGUAUAAGAACAGAAGUGAUGAAAUAUCCUUAUCUCUUCCACCAGGUGUAGAGUUUCCUAUUGAAACCCAACCACCAAUAGAUAUUCCAAAACCAACAAUAUGUGGCGUUGAUGGAUGCAGUCAAAUAAAAAAAUACAGUUGUUCUAAAACAGGUGUACCAUUAUGUAGUCUUGAAUGCUAUAAGAAAAAUCUUGCGAGUUCUUGCAAAUAGAAAAUUAAAAAUGA